AUGAGUAAGGUGUCGUUUAGGGCUCGGGCGCUGGACGCCACGAAGCCUAUGCCUGUUUACAGAGCCGAUGAAAUCCCAGAUUUGCCUGAUUUUGCAACCAUCAACAGAUCCGUGCCGCAAAUGCCCACGGGAAUGGAAAAAGAGGAAGAAACGGAACAUCAUCUUCAAAGGGCAUUAUCGGCACAGCAGGUCUAUGGUUCUUCAGAAAAGCUGGUUAUUCCAAUUCCAGAGAUCCAGGAUAUUGGUGAAAGAUAUGGAAUACUCUACAAAGAUGAUUUCAAACUUUCUAAACAAUAUAUCCACAUCCAAGCGUUUGGAAUGGACCAGGAAAUUCCUGACUAUGACAUGGAUAGUGAGGAUGAAACCUGGAUGAAUGAACAGGCUAAGAAAAUGGAAAUAACACCUUUGAAAUUUGAAGAGAUGAUGGAUAGGCUAGAGAAAGGGAGUGGUCAACAGGUUGUGACGUUACAGGAAGCUAAACUGUUAUUAAAAGAAGAUGAUGAUCUCAUUAUAGCAGUUUAUGAUUAUUGGUUAAAUAAACGCUUAAAAACACAACAACCUUUGAUACCUCAGGUGAAAACAGAAAAACGAGAUGGAUCAACUACAAAUAAUCCUUAUGUAGCUUUCAGACGGCGAACUGAGAAGAUGCAGACUCGAAAAAAUCGCAAGAAUGACGAAUCAUCUUAUGAAAAGAUGUUGAAGUUAAGACGUGAUUUAAAUCGAGCUGUAACUUUGUUAGAAGUGAUCAAACGUCGAGAAAAAUCUAAAAAGGAAAUUUUACAGUUGACCAUUGAAGUCUUAGAGAAAAGAUAUCAUGCAGAAGAUUUUAAUGGUACGUUAUUAUCAGAAGCUGAAGCUGAAAGAAGUAAACAUCCAUCAUUUGUUCCACCAUUCAUCAUUCUGACAAAAAGUCUAAAUAUUUUAAAAUGUCUUAUAUUACAGGAGGAUAUAGCUCCAGUUCCUCAUAAAAAGAAGAGAACUUAUAGAAAACGUAAACAGGCAGCACAACAACCACCAUCAAUAUCACAAACAGCCCAAUCUGCUACAUCAUCUUCACAUUAUGAUCUGGAUGGUUUACAUCAUGAUUUAGAUAGUUCCGAAGAGGAAGGACUCUCUCCUGGAAUGUCACAAUCUGAUCAUGAAGAUGAGAAUGAUCCAGAUGGUCCUUAUGCCUUCAAAAGACGGAAAAAUUGUCAUUAUUAUGCUCCAUUGUUAAAUCGUCUAGGCAACUGGCCAUGGUCGAGUAAAGAAGAAGGCGGUCUCGGUGAUAAAAAAUAUCGUUAUUCAUUAUUAUCUCUACCUCAACCUAGAAACUGUGUUGGUUAUGCUCGACGGAGAGUGGGGCGUGGUGGCAGAGUGUUGAUAGAUAGAGGUUAUACACCAUGGGAUGAUACGCUAGACAGAAUGGAUUUAAUAACUCCAGGUCAUAGUGUUACAUCUAAAAACUCAGAAUACAUCACCUAUAUUAGAGAAAGAAAAAUGUAA
Lottia gigantea (owl limpet) is the source of this 1485-nucleotide messenger RNA. RefSeq lists its product as hypothetical. Gene Ontology annotation, biological process: regulation of transcription by RNA polymerase II. Lineage: Eukaryota; Metazoa; Mollusca; Gastropoda; Lottiidae. The transcript has 12 exons. Gene Ontology annotation, cellular component: piccolo histone acetyltransferase complex. The record is from RefSeq and is a predicted model, not a curated record. Bases 1 to 1485 code for a protein of 494 amino acids.